This is a messenger RNA of Ogataea philodendri, 744 nucleotides long. RefSeq lists its product as uncharacterized. The transcript is spliced from 2 exons. Lineage: Eukaryota; Fungi; Ascomycota; Pichiomycetes; Pichiales; Pichiaceae. The record is from RefSeq and is a predicted model, not a curated record. The coding region runs from base 1 to 744 and encodes 247 amino acids.
AUGUCGUGCUCCUUCAGGCUCUUCUUGACCCGCUGCUUGAACGAGCUCAACUCGUCCGCAGUGAAGGCAUCGGCUUUCGAAAUCACAGGAACAAGGUUCACUCUCGUGGACAGGUUCUUCAUGGCCUCGAUGUCGAUUUGGCUCAAUCCGGUGGCAGAAGGCACAAUGAAGUACAAACACACGUGGAUUUCCGAGUGGGAAGUGCUGCUGCGGUCCGGCUGGUUCUCCUGGAGUAUCAAUAACGUUGAGUCUGAGGAGGAAGUUGUCCUCAACAAGCUCGAUCUUGUGCGACACAAUCUCGGUCGUCUUUCCCGAGAGACCGCCCAGCUCUGUGGUGGGCUCACAAACAACGGUGUCGAACAGGGUGUUGAUGAACGAGGUCUUGCCUGUUCCGGCUUCACCAACCACCAUGAUGGUGAAGUGGGCUCCCUUCUUCAGCGCGUGCAACCGCUUGAGGAUCGGCAAACAGGCAAGCCCAACGUCACCGGGAUACAUGUUGGCAAUGGCAGACUCCAUGUUGUAAUGAGUGGGGAACUCGUCGUCCUUGAUCAGGGUGCUGGAACUGGACGUGCUGGGAGCAAGGUUCUCUGCCUCAAGGGGACCGCCGGCGCUUUUGUUGGAGGGCUCGGCGUCGAGGUCGAUGUUGUCGCUCUUGAGCGAAGCGCUGGGCGGAGAAAACAGGUCGAUCGAGCUGAUCACGCGUUUGUCGGCAAAUUCGUCCACUUUGGUGGCCAUGGCUGUUAA